Amblyraja radiata (thorny skate) is the source of this 3281-nucleotide messenger RNA. It is a transcript of the gene erg, whose product is annotated as ETS transcription factor ERG. The transcript is spliced from 12 exons. Gene Ontology annotation, cellular component: nucleus. The record is from RefSeq and is a predicted model, not a curated record. Lineage: Eukaryota; Metazoa; Chordata; Chondrichthyes; Rajiformes; Rajidae. Gene Ontology annotation, biological process: cell differentiation; regulation of transcription by RNA polymerase II. Gene Ontology annotation, molecular function: sequence-specific DNA binding; DNA-binding transcription factor activity, RNA polymerase II-specific. Bases 220 to 1749 code for a protein of 509 amino acids.
UUUUUUCUGUCUGGCUGUCGCUGAAAAGUGUAUGGGGAGUCUGGGCACUCUCUCUGAUCCGUGAUUGGAGAUUUCAGGGGAACAAGGAAUUCCAUUCACCCUCUCCCAUUCACAGCGCUCACAGCUAGAAAGCAGCGCCUCCGACACCCAACAACGGGACUGCUCCAGACUCUUGAGGACGUCAGUAGACAUCAACUGAAUGGAAAGACCAGACUGUCGAUGUUGACCAUGACACCUGCUGUCGGAAAAAAUCUGCCUUCCACACGGCAACAACAGGAAGCAUUAUCGGUAGUCAGUGAAGACCAGUCCUUAUUUGAGUGUACCUACGGAACGCCACACCUAGCCAAGACGGAAAUGACAGCGUCUUCAUCAAGUGACUAUGGACAGACUUCAAAGAUCAGCCCACGUGUUCCUCAGCAAGAGUGGUUAUCACAGCCACCGGCCAGAGUGAACAUCAAGAUGGAGUACAAUCCUAAUCAGGUCAAUGGAUCCAGAAACUCACCAGAACACUGCAGUAUAGCCAAAGCGGGCAAGAUGGUCAACAGCUCGGAGAGUGUUCCUAUGAGCUACAGCAACUACAUGGAGGAGAAGCACGUACCACCUCCCAACAUGACCACUAAUGAGCGGAGAGUGAUUGUACCAGCAGAUCCCACACUGUGGUCCACAGAUCACGUGAAGCAAUGGCUGGAGUGGGCAGUGAAGGAGUACGGCUUGAUCGAUGUGGAUGUGCCGCUCUUUCAGAACGUGGAAGGCAAGGAGCUCUGCAAAAUGACCAAGGAGGAUUUUCUGCGCCUCACCCCAAGCUACAAUGCGGACAUCCUCCUCUCACACCUGCAGUACCUCAGAGAGAUGUUCCUCAGGUUUUCCUCUCCUGCCUGUGGCCAAGGAAAUAGCCAUCACCGAAAAGCACCACUUCCUCAUUUGACCUCAGAUGAUGUCGAUAAAGCCUUGCAAAACUCACCGCGUCUGAUGCACGCCAGAAACACAGGGGGUGCAACAUUCAUUUUUCCAAAUCCAUCCGUUUAUCCUGAACCAACCCAAAGACUGACAGUGAGACCCGAUUUGCCUUAUGAUGCAACGCGACGAACCGGGUGGGGAGGUCACGCUGGAGUUCCGCCAAAGGGAACCCCUUCCACAAAUGUGACCAAAGUUGAAGACCAGCCCCGGCAACCAAUAGCAGAUCCUUAUCAGAUUCUUGGACCAACCAGCAGCAGACUUGCAAACCCAGGGAGUGGUCAGAUUCAGCUGUGGCAGUUCUUGCUGGAGCUUCUAUCCGACAGCUCCAACGCCAACUGCAUCACCUGGGAAGGGACCAACGGAGAGUUCAAGAUGACGGACCCAGAUGAAGUGGCAAGACGUUGGGGGGAGAGGAAGAGCAAGCCCAACAUGAACUAUGACAAGCUGAGCAGGGCCUUGCGUUACUACUACGACAAGAACAUCAUGACCAAAGUCCAUGGCAAGCGCUAUGCCUACAAGUUUGACUUCCAUGGCAUCGCACAAGCCUUGCAGCCCCACCCCCCCGAGUCUUCAGUGUACAAGUACCCGACGGAUAUCUCGUACAUGAGCUCCUAUCACGCACAUCAGCCAAAGAUGAAUUUUGUGGCUUCCCAUCCACCGGCUCUACCUGUGACAUCGUCCAGUUUCUUCGCAGCACCAGGUCCAUACUGGAAUUCUCCGACUGGAAGCAUCUACCCAAACGCCAGGCAUCCUGCCACCCACAUGCCACCCCAUCUUGGCACCUACUAUUGAACAAAGCCCAUAUUCUCGAUAAAGACUAGGGUUACUGCUCUGGGAAUGCAACACUGUGUUACUAACUAUGGACUUUUAAAAUUGGAGAACCCCCCCCCCCCCCCCAAAAAAAAAAGUUUAGACUGUACAUGAACAUACUGAAGAUGAGAUAAGUCUCGAAUACUGGAAGAGAUUAAACCGUGUGUUGACAAAUUGAGAAAAAAAAUAACUUGAUAUCUGUCUGUGGGAGACUGGAGUUGGGUUACUGGAAGGGCACUAUUUUGUAACGGGCAUUGGAAAUGAGAACAAAAGAAUUAAGGAUCGAGAAACUGGUCACCUUUGGCUAUCAGGAAGAAAUGAGUGUUGCAUGAAUGCAAUACUGUGAUUAUGGAAUUUAAGAAUCAAAGAUCAACACACAGCGAGAGUAAACAAAAGUCAAAAUUAUAUAAAUGUAGGAUCUACCGACGAGAGACUUGAAAUGUAACAUCGUGGAUGUUCUUCAGUAGUUAAACUCUUGCUCUGAAAUGAAAUAUUUAUACCUUCUGGAAUUUAUUUGUUAACAGGAUUUAUCAUUCUAAGUAUAUUAAAAUCAAAUAUUGCGGAAGAUAUCUCCGAAACCCGGGAGACUGUUGGACAAAAACUGCAAUGAUUUGGUACAAUGAUUUCUUACUUUGCAUAGUUUGAGCCAAACAUUUGGAUUUUGAGUAUGUGCAGAAGGCUUUGUGAUGGAUUGGUAAUUAGACGAAGGUAAUGAAGCAGGAGAAUAGUUAGUUGGAGAGGAAUGAACUGGUGUGUGCGUGUGUGUGUGUGGUUUCUUUUGCAAAUGGACAUGCAAACACAAGACAAUGUCAAUUGGAUGUAAAAAGGUUUCUCCAAAGAAGUUACCAAAAAACAGGAUAAUUUUCAUAGUCGUGAAUAGGAAGGGGAAAUAUAAGAAGGAGAAAUCAAAAACGGAAAUCUGGAGCCAAAACACUUCCUCAUAUAAUGGAUUUUUUAAAACAAAUCUCUAAGAAUUGGAAAACUGGGAUUGUCUGGAAUUAUAACAUUUUGAAAGCAAUCGGGAUUUUGUGAAUGUGCUUGAUGUAAAACUGAUCGGGACCUGAAACUUGGGGUUCUAACAUUUUUAUACCUGCACAUUUGGGCUGGGGAAAAAGCCCAUUAUCAAACCUGAGGAGAUUUCAAUGCAUUUUUUUUAAACCUAGGCGGUCGCCAGUUGUGAAGAGUCGCGAACGCUGUGCGUUUGUAAGAAAUAAGUAUUCAAAUCAAGGUUAUUUGCAUUUUAUAUUGUAAACUUAUUAUGUAACUUAUGCAUUUAUAUAUUCCUUUGUUUUCUGACACUACGAGUUGACCUCGGCCAACCAUGAACACCAAAAUAGUUUUAAAAAAACCAUAAAAACGGAAGAAAAAAAAGAAAAGAAAAAAAAAAAUGCGCGAUUAAAUGUUACAGCCUUGAUUUAUAACUCUUUUUAAUGAAAUAUGCUUUAUGUUUACAUAUGAAACUCUUAGCACAUAGGAUGCAAAUUAUAUAUGUAUUAAAAUAAGCCUGGCUUUCA